AUGAACAACGUUCGAGAGAACCCACUCCUCGACAACCAUGAGGAGCUUGAAACAGUCGACCGCGUUAGAGAGUCUUCUGGCUCCAAGAAGAAAGUUUUCCUUUACGGAACAAUUAUUUGCGGCUCCAUUAUAAUUGGUGUCAUUAUUGGCAUGAUGGCCGCAUUUGCCUACAAACCAGGCACAAAGCAUAUUGUUUACAACCAAUAUGAUGCAUUACCAGAUUGCCAAACUUAUUCUUCAUUCUCUUGCAGUGGUUCUAACUCUGCAAUGGAUUCUAAAUACUGCGAAAACAGAUGGAAUACACCAAAGCGUGGUCAAGAUGCAUGGAAACCAGGCUUCCAGGAUAUGUCCACAUUAGCUGGCUAUGCUCAAUUAAAGUACGCAGCAGGAAUGAAAUCUUGCACAGUUAACAUCAUCACAAAGACAUCCAGAGACCUUUCUCUUACAUACUACUUUGAUGGAGUUGCUCAAACUUCAAGUUCUAAGACAUUCGAUUCUUCCUACAACAAAGUCUUAAAGGUCAAGGUUAUUGCUGCUUCCGGUGAAAUCCUUGAGCUUGAUGGCAUUGACUUUGCUUGGAAUGCUGCUGCAAUCAAGUCUCGUUCUUACGACUACAGAAAAGGCCAGAAGGGUGCUAUCGUAGAACUUUUCGGCUGA
Trichomonas vaginalis G3 is the source of this 657-nucleotide messenger RNA. Its product is annotated as alpha-amylase family. Lineage: Eukaryota; Parabasalia; Trichomonadida; Trichomonadidae. The record is from RefSeq and is a predicted model, not a curated record. The transcript has a single exon. The coding region runs from base 1 to 657 and encodes 218 amino acids.